Poecilia reticulata (guppy) is the source of this 1465-nucleotide messenger RNA. Lineage: Eukaryota; Metazoa; Chordata; Actinopteri; Cyprinodontiformes; Poeciliidae. The record is from RefSeq and is a predicted model, not a curated record.
UUUUCCUCAGAUGCUCCUAGAAACACCUCAGCAUCCAUCAGUCCAUCAGGUUUGGUGUCAGCAGGUAGCUGGGUGGAGCUGAGCUGCUCCAGCAGAGCCAAACCUCCACCCAGAUUCACCUGGUUCAAGAACAACAAAGAUGGAGCCAUUAAUGUAUCUGUGGAGCAAGUUUACAAAUUAAAUGCUACUGAGGGAGGAGAGUUUUACUGUGUGGCUACAAAUGGUCUGGGUAACAAAUCAUCAUCAGUUGUACUAGUUACUACGAAACGUGAAAAUCUUUUGGUGCCCGUCACCGUGGGGAUCAUUGUGGUCAUCUGCUUUCUUGUUUUUCUGGUUGUGUCUAUUUGGUAUUUUAAGACCAAACAUUCAGCGCCACAAAAGGCUCAGGUGGGGAGUCGAGUGGGUGGUGUUCAGAAUUCAGCAUUUGAGAAAGAGGAAGAACUGCAUUAUGGGGAAGUCAGAAUCAUCGAGAAGACGCCUAAAACGGCAGUGAUUCCAGUGCAUGACAAUGAACAGCAGGAGACGGUGUACGCACAGGUCACAGUAUCAAAACCAGGAAACGUCUCAACACAGGCUGCUGACAGUCCAGAGAAUAACUACGCUGAAGAGAAGAAAAAAUAAUGUUUGUUGUGAGAUAAUUUUUUUUCUUUUGCUUUGUGUUAUGAAUCAAUUCACUUUAGAUGAAAAGAGGAUUUGUUUCUUUCAACAUGCAGGUCCUCAAGUUUUUAUGGUCUUUACUCCAUUUUCUCCAACAAUUUCAACAUUCAACUUUUUCUCAGCUAAGAAUUUCAAACAGGUCUUUUUUUUUCUUUUUUUUUUUUUAUCAGGGCUAUUUGGUAUAGUUUUUUGAAAAUUUAGUAGCCUUUAUUGACACUGCUUUGUCUAAUUUUGAAAAUGUUUAGCAAACUCGGCUUCCACUAAAUUAUUUUUUAACCAGAUGAAUUGUAAAGAACUAAUUUAAGUGGCUGAUUUGUAAAUUUUGAGUUGGAUAAACUUUAAAAUGUGAAUUGCUUUGGUUGACUUCAAGUUAGCCAUUUAUAUUCACUCUUAUUUUGAGAGGGGUUAAACUCUUUAUGUGGCAGUUCAGUUUCCUUUCCUUAUAUUCUGUCUCUUUUGUUCCUCCAAUAACUUUAUUUAAAAUAAAUAUACAAGACCAAAUAAAAUGGACAACAGAAAACAAGAUAUGAACAUAAAUGCAUUAUUGAAAUCUGAAAUAAUGUCAAAAUUACUGUCCAGUUAGGACAAGUUUAUAUUAAAAGUAAAGAUUGCUUUAUCCUUGGAUCACUAAAAUCAAUGUUCAAUUCAAGGAUAACCGUGUCAGCAGUUUGCAGCUAAACUGCUAUUGAUUAUGUUUCUUCUAUAGCCAGGAUUAAAUCAAAUCCUUUGUAAACAGUUUUGAUCUGCUUAUACAAAUGAAAUGUUUUGGAUUUAUUUGACUAUACGUUUGAUCUUUUUGUCAUAAUGU